Messenger RNA from Onychostoma macrolepis, 5816 nucleotides. It is a transcript of the gene tacr3a, whose product is annotated as tachykinin receptor 3a. The coding region runs from base 305 to 1498 and encodes 397 amino acids. The record is from RefSeq and is a predicted model, not a curated record. Lineage: Eukaryota; Metazoa; Chordata; Actinopteri; Cypriniformes; Cyprinidae. Gene Ontology annotation, cellular component: sperm midpiece; plasma membrane. Gene Ontology annotation, biological process: positive regulation of flagellated sperm motility; G protein-coupled receptor signaling pathway. Gene Ontology annotation, molecular function: tachykinin receptor activity. The transcript has 6 exons.
CAUGGCACUGCAUCUGACUACAGAGUGUGUUGCGCUCGUGGCUGCGUUCAACAGGAGUCAAGAGACAAUCACGCGCAUUUAAGAACUUAGAAGCGAUUUACUUAUCGAUAGAGAAGACUACACAAUUCUUCAGUCGGUUCAUUUUGCAUCGAUUUUCACCAGAUCGACCAUUUAUAAGUGACAUGUUGCCGUUUUCCGCUUGAGCACAAGACUCACUUGCGCGCGUUUGGAGCAGUGUGCAUCGUGCGCGGUCUCCAGUCCACUUGAGAUAUUUGACAUCAGAAGAUUUCUGGACAUUUUCGCCAUGGCACCGCCACAGAACGGAUCUAACCUAACGGGGAACUUUACAAACCAGUUCGUGCAGCCGCCGUGGCGCGUCGCGCUCUGGUCUGUGGCGUACAGCUCCAUCCUGGCAAUCGCGGUGUUCGGGAAUCUGAUCGUCAUGUGGAUCAUUCUGGCUCACAAGCGGAUGCGAACCGUCACCAAUUAUUUUCUGCUCAACCUGGCGUUUUCAGACGCAUCGAUGGCCGCCUUCAACACUUUGAUUAAUUUUGUUUAUGCCACGCACGGUGACUGGUAUUUUGGAGAAGCCUACUGUAAAUUUCACAACUUUUUCCCCGUCACCUCCGUGUUUGCCAGCAUUUACUCCAUGAGCGCAAUAGCAGUCGACAGGUACAUGGCCAUCAUCCAUCCCCUGAAACCACGACUCUCAGCCACAGCUACUAAGGUGAUCAUUGUGUGUAUUUGGGUGCUGGCUGUGGUUCUGGCCUUUCCUCUGUGUUUCUUUUCAACCAUCAAAAAAUUACCCAAGCGGACCCUCUGCUACGUUGCCUGGCCGAGACCUUCAGAGGACCCUUUCAUGUAUCAUAUCAUAGUGGCAUUACUGGUGUACGUUCUGCCACUGGUGGUCAUGGGAAUUACCUACACUAUUGUCGGGUUGACGCUUUGGGGAGGAGAGAUUCCUGGAGACUCAUCAGACAACUAUCAGGGCCAACUGCGAGCCAAAAGGAAGGUGGUGAAAAUGAUGAUCAUCGUAGUGGUGACCUUUGCCAUCUGCUGGCUGCCAUACCAUGUAUAUUUCCUUGUUACGGGGUUGAACAAGCAGCUGGUUCGAUGGAAGUUCAUUCAGCAGAUCUAUUUGUCCGUCAUGUGGCUUGCCAUGAGCUCCACCAUGUACAACCCCAUUAUUUACUGCUGCCUGAACAGCAGGUUUCGGGCUGGAUUUAAACGUGUUUUCCGCUGGUGCCCUUUUGUGCGGGUGUCAGACUAUGACGAGCUUGAGCUGCGGGCCAUGCAGCAUAAAGUUGCGCGCCAGAGCAGCAUGUACACACUCUCAAGAAUAGAGAGCACCGUCGUAGCUGUGUGUGACCCCUCGGAGCCAACAGGCCACCCAGGCCGGAAGAGCCUUCACAACCACCAGCACAACGGCUGCUCCAACCCCACCAAGAGCAAAGAAGUAACGUAUAUGCCAAGCGACCUGAAGGAGGAAUUCUGCUGAGAUGGACUUUGACAUUUCAUUGAAACUCUGCUGGAAAGCUGGUGUUUCGUUUGUACUGUUGAAUGAAGCUUCCAGCUGAGCAGCAGUGAGGGGUCUGUUUCUCAAACUAGAGACUGUGAUGUAUUUGUCCUCUUGUUGUUGGUCAUGGGGCCGUUCACAUUCUGUCCUGGUUAGAUAUAGUUUGCUCUCUUCUUUAGAGACAGUAGUCAUGGAACAGCCAUCAUCUCACGAAAGAACAGACUAUGACAUUUCUUGGAAAAAAAUAUGUUUGUGUCUGGCCUUUUCUAAAACAAAAUAUGACACAUAUGUUUCAGAAAGUGAAAAAACAUUGUAUUACAGUACAUUAGAAUGGUUUCAUAAUUUAUAUAACAAAAGACUGGAGUAAUGGCUGAUAGAAAUGAGGCUUUGCAUGUAUCAGAAGUAAAAAUUUGAUUUAGUAAAUAUAAAUGUUAAUAAAAGCAUAAAAGUAAAUAUAAUAUAUAAAGUUAUAAUAUUUUAAUAAUAAUACUUAUUAUUAUUGUUGUUGUCAUACCUCAUUUUUUUUUGUAGUCUUGUCAAAAAAAGAAAAACAAACAAACCCAAAUAAAUCAGGUUGACGAUAAAAGGUUUUGCUUAAAAUGAAGGAAAUAAUUUUGAUACCUGGAUGGACUCUUACCUUGUUCAGCCUCGGAGUGAUGCAAGUGCCCCAUUUAAAUUUCUCUCUUAUCUUGUCCUUAGGUUGUUUUCCAGGGUUUGUACUCGACUCUCAUGAUAUACUUCAAGUCUGUGCUCUUAUUUUAAGCUCUGUAUUAUGGGAACGUAAUGGGGAGGGCUCAUAUAUUUAAACAGGUUAAUAGUUUUCCCCCAAAAAUGAAAAUUCUGUCAUUUACUCACCCUAAUGUUGUUCCAAACCUGUAUGGAUUUAUUUUUGUUCUGCGGAACAUGAAAGAAUGUAUGUUAAAGAAUGUUGCUUACAGUGACUAUUGACUUCCAUUGUAUGGACAAAAAAAAAAAAAAGAACAUUUGCAGCAACAUGAGGGUGAGUAAAUGUUCCCUAUAGGGUUGCUGUUUAUUAUUAUUAUACAUUUGCAUAGAUCACACUCACAGUGGAAGUUUCUCCAGCAGAGUAUAUAUUGUUUUCCUCCAUUCUCUUCAUUUUACCCAUUUAGAAGCAAUUAUGAGGUAAUUCAUCACUAAUAAACACAAAAUAAGAUCUAUAGCUGGCAUAUACACAUUGAUUGGUUAAGCUAAGGAGUGCUCGCCACAAACUGGAAUCUUAAGUUGUUCCCUGGAAAACAUGUCUGGAGGCCUUGGUAUGCUCACCCUCACUGCAUCACCAAUUGCAAGUUUAAUGGAUUUUUUCCAGGUGAGGAAAGCCAGCUGUGGCCACUCAGAUAAAAACGGUUUGUGCUCACUGUUUGUGCACAUGUGUGCACCCAAACACGUAUGUGUAACUACAUGCAUACAGCAUAUAUUCAUCAUAAUAUAGUGAUUUGUUUUUAAUAAUUGUAUUUUCUUAUUUUUUGUGUUUUUAUUGUGCAUUUUUUUCUAACACUUUGUGUCAUACUCAUGGUAAAACAUAGGUUAGAUUAAUGUGGGCAUAAUUAAAGUAUGCCAGCCUUUAAGAAAAAAAAAAGAAGAAAACAUUUAUUAUUAUUAUUUACAGGAAAAAGUAUGUGAAUCCCUGUAGAUAUCCUUGAUAACACAUAUGAUUAAGAAUGGAUAAAAACUGUACGAAAGUAUUUUUUAAAGCCUUGAUGUUCUUAUACAAAAUUGUUUUAAAGGUGGUGGUCAGUAAAUGUUUUUAUCUAAUAAUUGAUAUAAUAAAAUAAUACUUUUAUUUGUCAAGGAUAAAUUAUUUUGAUAAAAAGUGACAAUGUUACAAAAUAUUUAAAUAAUUAAAUGUAAAAUAUUUAAAUAAAUGCUGUACUUGCUAUUUAUAUAUAUAUAUAAAAAAAACCUGGAAAAAAAAAGUUUCACAGUUUUAUAAAUGUUUAAUAAAUUUGUGGAAAUCUGUUUGUAGACAUUUCUGAGGGAUCAUGUGACACUGAACACUUGAGUAAUGAUGCUGAAAAUUCAGCUUUUCCAUCACAAGAAUAAAUUACAUUAAAUUUUACAGUUUUAUUGUUUUUACUGUAUUUUAAUGCAGCCUUUAUAAAUAUUAAAAUUUUACCGACCCCAAACUUUUGAAUGGAAGUGUACAUUUCACUGUAUAUAAAUAUUUAAAGAGUCAUCAAUGUAAUGAUUAAUCAUGCUUCUACCUUUAUGAAUACAGACUAAAUAACCUAUGGACAAAUAUAGAUUAAUGACUCUCACAGUUACAAUAUUAAAGAAGAUCGUCUAUGUCCUUUGAUGUUGUUUGAACAAAAGCACUUCUGGCAUUUUGUGGCCUGGUUUCUUGUCUCAUAUCAGCUCUUUCAAAGACUUGCAUAGUUCUUUGUCCUUUAAGUGACUUUCCUUGACUCUUGAACCUUUUUUGUUGUUGUUGCAUUAGUUUCUAUGUUUAGUGUUCAUUUUGUUGAUGUUCGACAUCUUACAUAUCAGUAAUCUUUAAUUUGUGCAUAGCUGCACUACUACAAGCCUAUAACCGAUGUUCUUGUAAAUAGGCCAGUGCACCUGCCUGGUGAAUGUGCUAAGACCAUUUGAAAGUAUUAAACAUGAAUGUAGAAUACGUCAUGGACAUGUUUUGACAGUGUUGCACAUUCCUAGCAUUGCUAACAGACAAUGAAUGAAUGAUCACUCCAUUAUCAACUCCCAUCUGUCUAAGAGAACACUUGUGAAUGUAUACAUGUCAAAGCACCGGAGCAUGUCCUUAUUGCCUUAUCACCGUUUCUGAAGUUAAAAAGGCCCCAUAUAUCCUUAAUGGAAUGCAUUCAGCAACUGAACAGUAUGUCAUAGUUUGUCAUGUAUUUUGUCGAUUCCAGUGUGUACCGUUUAAAGAGACAUAUUUCUGUUUUUUUUCCUCCCAAAUGUUUAAAUGUGUUUGAGGUCUGAGGCUCAAUGGAUUUUUGAGCCAUUCGUAUUACAAUUGAACACAAGGACAUUUGCUUUUCUGUGUAUAAUGUAGUUAUGUAAGCAUAACACUCUGUACUUGUGGAUGUUUGUGUUGGUUCUUACGUGUAUUCUCUAAAACAGUAUUAUAAUAUUUUAUUAGAUAAGCUUUGAGAUUUGUUUCAUUCCGAUCUAACUAAUGAUUGUAUAAUCAGUCAUAUAACUAUAAGCUCAAAUAUUUGUAUGCACUAUUGAUAGCUUGUGAAAAUUAGCCUUUUUAACUGAAUGUUUCAGCUAUGGUUUUCUUUUUAAAACCUUGUACAAACAAGCAAACUUGCCAUUUUCCCAGGCUAAAUGACUAUACUGGUUUACAAGCAUUCACAUUAAAGGAACAGUUCACCCAAAAUGAAAAUCUGCUAGAUGAGUUUGUUUCUUAUUUAGAAAAGAUUUGGAAAUAUUCAGCAUUACAUUGCUUGCUCACCAAUGGAUCAUCUGUAGUGAAUGGGUGCCAUCAGAAUGAGAGUCCAAACAACCGAUAAAAACAUCACAGUAAUCCACAUGAAUCCAGUUCAUCAAUUAACAUUUUGUGAAGUAAAAUGUAACUGUGUAGCUGUGUAGAACUGUGUAAUUGAAAGAAACAAACUUGCUUCUAGCUAAAAUCCACAUCCAUAAUAACGCUUCCUUCAGUGAAAAGUCUAUCCCCUGUUGUCCUCUCACAUCAAAAUCCACAAACAUAUUUUCUUUAGAAUUGUUGGACUCUUGGAUGCUUGAUAUGAGCAUAUUUCUCUCCUGAUUCAGACAAGUUGACUUUUUCACUGGAGAAAGCGAUAUUAUCCAGAAGCAAUAGUUGGGAGUUAAAAAUGUCUUGAUGGAUUUAUUACAAGCAUUAUUGCAAGGAUUAUUGUGAUGUUUUUACAAGCUAUUUGGACUCUCAUUCUGAUGGCAGCCAUUCACUUCAGUGGUGAGCAAAUGAUGUAAUUUCUCCAAAUCUGUUCCAAAGAAACAAUCAAACUAAUCUUAGAUGGUCUGAGGGUGAGUACAUUUUCAGCAAAUUUUCAUUUUAGAGUAAACUAUUCCUUUAAGGAUGAAUAAAAACAGUGGGAUAAAGCUAUAUGUUACAUUGGAAAAGUUUUUACAAAUGACUAGCUUUUUGGACAAUGGUGUUGUCUGAUUUUGCACAUGAUACAGCGUUUAUUAAUUAGUGUAAUGUUUACUGUAGUAUUUCUUAAUUUUUUUAGUUGAAUGUGUUUGGUCGAAAAGCUCUGUACUGCCAAUGUUUUUGUUAGAUAUUCUGACUCUAGUAAAAGUAUUGUAAUUGCCAAACUGUGAUUGAUGAAAAUAAAUGUGU